Messenger RNA from Dendronephthya gigantea, 827 nucleotides. RefSeq names its product cytochrome b-245 light chain-like. Gene Ontology annotation, cellular component: NADPH oxidase complex. Gene Ontology annotation, biological process: superoxide anion generation. The coding region runs from base 116 to 652 and encodes 178 amino acids. The record is from RefSeq and is a predicted model, not a curated record. The transcript has 6 exons. Gene Ontology annotation, molecular function: heme binding. NCBI's taxonomy places the organism in Eukaryota, Metazoa, Cnidaria, Anthozoa, Malacalcyonacea, Nephtheidae.
CUUUAACUCAUCGAAUGAACCAGACCACUGAUAAACAUCUCCGUCGACCGAUAAAUGUUUGGCAAGACUCAUAAUAAUGUUUAUUGUUAGCUUUUAUGCCUUUAUCAUGGAUUAAAUGGUGGAAAUCACAGAGCUCAAAAGGGCACGUCUGCACUGCUCGGAGGUCAAAUAUACGAUGGCGGAAGUGCAAAAAGUUCUGUUUGUUGGUGGAGUCUUGAGUUGGAUUGGAAAGUUCAAGAAAUGGGAAAUCGGUGUUUAUGCCGUUUUUGCUGCAAUCCUAAUAAUCCUGAUUGAGUAUCCCAGAGCAAAAAGACAGACAGGAAGGACAAAGGAACGGAUUGCUCAGAAGUUUUUGACACCUGUAAUAAAAAGUCUUGGCCCAUUUGGAAGAAAUUAUUAUGUCAGAUUUCUACUGUAUCUUGGACUGUCAAUUCCUUGUGGAUUUCUCCUCUCUACUCUUCUUGGAGGAGCUUGCCUGUGUAUAUCAAGCAUCAUAUACCUGGUUGCAGCUGUGGCAGGAGAGGAAUGGAAACCAUGCAUAGUCACAUAUGAAGCAAAACAAGAAAAUACUUUGCCUGAAGCUCCCCAACAACCACCACCAAGAUUACAUCAGGUUUCUCGAAGUUCUGAGAAUUUGUAUGAGAAUGCCUAGACUUCAUAACAGAGGGUAUGUUAAGGUGAACUGAUGGCUGUGUAGCAAUAGAAACAGCAGUAGUCUAACUAUGGAAAACAGCUGGUCACUAAUUGUGAACAAUAUACACUUAAUGUAUGCUCCUGAGGGAGGUAGUGUGAGUUUUGUUUUCCCAAGAGUCUUUGUCUCUGGACUU